UUGCGAGGCGGCGAUUUCAUAUCUCCAGCAGAGGUAAGGCGCACUAUUAUGCGCCUACCUAGCCGUAAAGCGCCGGGUUACGACGGCAUAACCACCACUGCAAUAAAGCAGCUGCCUAGAAGGGUAAUAGUGGCACUCACCAGGCUGUAUAAUGGCAUCCUGAGGACUGGCCACUUCCCGACCAUAUGGAAGCAGGGCAGAAUCAUCGUGCUGCCGAAGCCGGGAAAAGACAGGAGGUUCCCGGCCAGCUACCGCCCCAUAACGCUAUUGCCGCACAUAGCAAAACUCUUCGAGAAAAUCACCCUGAACAGGGUACUCCCACAUGUUACCCUGCGGGAGGAGCAAUUUGGCUUCCGCAGGGGACAUUCAACCACGUCUCAGCUGGCCCGCCUGACCAGAGUGCUGCACCUAUUAUCGACGGAAUACAAUUAUGAGAGAACGUCUGUGGGCGUCUUCUUGGACAUAGAGAAGGCGUUCGACAGGGUGUGGCACUCUGGACUACUCUACAAGAUGAAUCAACAAACGAGUUUCCCUCCUGCUAUGCUGCGGCUAGUGGCGUCAUUUCUAGCUGACAGAAGCUUCUACGUCUGUGUAGAGGAUGCCGAGUCCGCAGUCAAGCCAAUUAGAGCCGGCGUACCACAGGGCAGCUGUCUCUCGCCGAUCCUGUACGCGGCAUAUACCAAUGAUAUACCGACGCUGGCUGGACAACUGCAGGAAUGGGAGGACGACGUAGAGCUGGCGCUAUAUGCGGACGAUAGUGCCUACUUCACGUCGUCCAGAAGAGCCCACAUCGCGGUUGCCAAGAUGCAGCGCCUGCUGGACCUGCUGCCACCAUGGCUGGAUGACAGUAGCUUCCGAAACUCCCGCUCCGGCGACUCCGGCGAAAAAACCGAAGGCCGCCGCUACUGCAGCAGGUGGUGCAAAGAAGCCCAAGGCGAAACCCACUCAUCCGAAGACUUCCGAAAUGGUCACCAGCGCAAUUAA
This is a messenger RNA of Parnassius mnemosyne (clouded apollo), 984 nucleotides long. NCBI's taxonomy places the organism in Eukaryota, Metazoa, Arthropoda, Insecta, Lepidoptera, Papilionidae. The record is from the annotation of a GenBank genome assembly.